AUUUUAAGAUUAAAAUUAAUAUAUCCGGUUCUUCUUAUAGUUAUAUUUCUAUAAAAUUUUAAAUAUUUUGUAAUAAUGCUAACAAAAAAAACUAUUUAUAUGGUUAAAAAUAAACUAGAAGUAUAAAUGUGAAUGAAUAAUAUUCGAAUCAUUCCAUAAUCAUACAGUUCCUUUAAAUUAUUAGUAUAAUUUUAUAGUCUUAUAAUGUAUAUAUUUAUAAAAAUAUUUUUUAUACAUUUAUUAGUUUCUCAUUUUGUAAUUGGUGGUCCAGAAGAAGAACAAGGUGUAAAAUAUGCAAAUAAAUGCGAAGUUUGCAAAGUAGUUGCCACUGAAUUAGAAGCGAGAUUAGAUGAAACAGGUAAAACACAUGAUAUACUUGAAAUUGGAUAUUCUCUUGAUGAUGUUUUACCCAAGAAAAAGAAAGAAUAUAAAAAAUCAGAAUUACGUUUAGUAGAAAGUAUAGAAAAUUUAUGUGAACGUAUAUUGGAAUAUAAUAUUCACAAAGAACGUACAGAUAGUACAAGAUUUGCUAAGGGAAUGAGUCAGACAUUUAAAGCACUCCAUGAUCUUGUGGAUAAAGGUGUCAAAGUUGAACUAGGAAUCCCAUAUGAAUUAUGGGAUAAACCAUCUGUUGAAAUUUCUACUUUAAAAUCACAAUGCGAAGAUUUAAUCGAAAAUCAUGAGGCUGAUAUUGAAGACUGGUAUCAUAAUCAUCAAGGAAAAAUUCCUUUGAUUAGAUAUUUAUGUUCAGAAAAAGCAUUAAAAGGAGAAGAUGAUUCUUGUCUGAAAGAAAAGGGUGAAACUAUGAGUAGUGAUAUGAAAGAGAAAAAAAUAAAAAAAAAAAGAAGAUAUAAAAAUUCAAAAUAAAGAAAAAGAUAUAAAAGA
Apis florea (little honeybee) is the source of this 885-nucleotide messenger RNA. It is a transcript of the gene CNPYb, whose product is annotated as FGF signaling regulator protein canopy b. NCBI's taxonomy places the organism in Eukaryota, Metazoa, Arthropoda, Insecta, Hymenoptera, Apidae. The record is from RefSeq and is a predicted model, not a curated record.